AUGGGAGUUUCAAGGCAAGAGACCAGUAUAGUCAGGGUAUUGAGAAGUCAAAACAGCUGUGCUGACUCCUUGGCAACAUUGGCAUACUCUUCGGGUGAUCACAUUCCCCGAAUGAUACUAGUAAAGCUUUUGGAGCACCCGAGCAUUGAGUGCCAAACGUUAGUGGCAACUACGUCGGAACUGGGGUUGAGUUGGAUGGAUCCAUACGUAGCCUUUUUGUCCGACGGGUCUUUGCCGGGGGAUGCAAAAGAGGCGGAGAAAGUGCACAGAAUGUCGACACGUUUCUGGCUAUCUGAGGAUAAGAGGUACUCAUCACCAGCAUACCCCCAAAGCAAUGGGCAGGUCGAAGCAACGAAUAAGGUGAUUGUCAACGAUUUGAAAAAGAAAUUGGAGGGGGUAAAGGGAAGUUGGGUCAAGGAGUUUCCGAACGUUUUGUGGACGUAUCGAAUUACUCCUAGAAGAUCGACAAACGAGAUGCUCUUCUUCAUGACUUAUGGUACCGAAGCAGUUAUACUGAUUGAAAUCAAUUUGUUAAGUUCAAGGGUGGCGUGCUUUGCACAGGGAUGUAACAAUGAAAGUAUAAUUGGCAAUCUGGAUGCAUUGGAAGAGCGAAGAGACAUGGUGGCCUUGUGGCUCGCAAAUUAUUGA
This is a messenger RNA of Quercus robur (English oak), 648 nucleotides long. RefSeq lists its product as uncharacterized. Gene Ontology annotation, molecular function: nucleic acid binding. Bases 1 to 648 code for a protein of 215 amino acids. The transcript is spliced from 2 exons. Lineage: Eukaryota; Viridiplantae; Streptophyta; Magnoliopsida; Fagales; Fagaceae. The record is from RefSeq and is a predicted model, not a curated record.